AAUUGGUGCUCUCAAUGCUAUCGUUGGGAAGGAAGCACGGCGCCAUGUGCCAAUUAUCCGCCUUGGACGAUAUGCAUGCUGGACCGACGCAUUCGACGCUCAUCGAAGUGGAGACUCGAAGAGAAGGGCAUCUUGCGUGAUGGCCAUCCACGGAGAAGCGAGGCAAGCACAUCUUACCAUACUGGGGGUAUGUAGUGCCGGUCGCUCCUUCCUGUGUUUGGGCUGUCGGGGAGUCCUUUGAGUUCCUUGUGGCCACACGAAGUUCCUAUCAUGGCAGACAAGAGCAUUGACAUCGCGGAGCAUCCUUUCACGGAGACGAGCUCGGAACGAUCGCUUGAAGAUGAGUCAAAGGCAACAUUGCAGAGAGCGUAUCGCAAGGUCGACUACCGCGUUCUUCUAUGGUAUUCGUUCGUCUACCUGAUCAUGCGAAUCAACGUCAGCAACAUCACCAACACCGCCAUCAUCAACAUCGAAGAUGGAACGGGCAUCAAGAAACAGCUCGGCAACCUGACCUCUGAGCAAUGGGCUUGGGCAAUUAGCAUUUUCUUCUAUCCUUACAUGGCUGCUGAGCCUGCUUCGACGAUGUUGCUCAAGCACUUCUCGCCGUCGGUGUGGAUGUCGCGUAUCAUGAUAACUUGGGGGAUCAUAUCGAUGUGUCAAGCCGCAACACAGAAUUACGCUGGCAUCCUCGCAACUCGCUUCCUCCUUGGACUCGCGGAAGCUGGCUUCUAUCCUGGAGUGCUGUAUCAUUUGGCAUUCUGGUAUCCGGCGGACAUCACUGCCCUUCGGAUAGCGUUCUUUUAUGCCUGCGGGCAGUUCUCCGGUACGAUCAGUGGGCUGCUUGCAUUUGCGAUCUCGUACAUGAACGGAGUUGGUGGUCUGGCAGGGUGGCGCUGGGUCUUUAUCUUCGAAGGAAUUCCUCCCAUCCUCUGCGGGUUUUACACGUACUUCAUGCUUCCCAACUAUCCUGAGACAUUCAAAUCUCUGACCGAGGCUGAGAGGGAGGCGAUCCUCGAUGCCUUGCCCAAGACGCAACCCUCUUCCAAAGCCAAGACCUGGAAUACCGCCGAAUCCAUCGCCAUAUUCAAGGAUCCGGCCAUGCUAUCCUUCACCCUCAUCUGGAUCUGCCACGCCAUUGGCGGCUGGGGCAUCAGCCAAGUCUUACCGACCGUAAUCUACGACCUCGGUUUCUCCGCCUCUGCAAUCUCCCAACUCCUCACAAUCCCAACAUACACCUUCGGCUGCGGCAGCCUCGUCCUCACCGGCUGGCUAAUCCACACCCGCCGCCUCCGCUCCUGGCACGCCGCCAUCUUCAUCGAGUCCCUCGCCUGCCUCUGCUACAUCUUGCUCAUCGUCGUUCACAAUUCCAUCGCGAAGUACAUCCUCGUCACCAUCGCCACGGCUUGCUCCAUCUGUAUAUACCCCAUCAUAUGGCCCGAACGAAUCCGCGCGGCGCAUGGAACGACCACCGCGGGCCUGGUGAUUGGACUAACGAAUGCCGCGGCGCAGAUGGCGGGGAUUGUGGGACCGCAGGUUUAUCAGACGAAGUUUGGGCCGACGUAUAAGGUGAGUUUUGCGGUUAGUAUUGGAUUGUUGGCGGGUGCUAUUGCGGCGAUUUGUGUUACUUGGUGGAUUGUGGAUGGGAGGGAUCGGAAGAGGGCGGAGGAGAAGGAGGUGGAGGAAGAUUUGAAGGUGGUUGGAGCGAAGGCAGUGGUGCGGUUUUAGGUACUCAUUCUCUUGUGUAUGCAUCUACUUGGUCACCUCCUUGACCUUCUCCUUGAUCUUGUCUCCGAGACCUUUCUUCUCGGCGGCAGUCUCCUUCUCGACUCCGGCCUUGGAGAAACCCUCCUGAACCUUCUUGUACACCUCUUCUGGACUCGCGCUGGCGUCCACCUUGACAACCCUAUCUUCGCUACCGAACAUGUCCACGACCGGCAUGCUAGUCUCGACAAACGUCCUGAAACGCUUCUUGAUGCUCUCCUCGUUGUCAUCCGCUCUUCCACUCGUCUUUCCACGGUUGAGCAGCCUUUCUCUCAUCGUCUCCUCAGGACAAUCAAAGAACAGCGUGAACUUGCUCUUGACAACCUGCCUCUCAAACUCCACCGCCUGAUCCAUCUUCCGCGGGAAUCCGUCGAUCAAGAACUUCCUGUUUCCAGUCGUCUCAAUGGUAUGCGUCAUGGCGUUCUCCAACAACUUGAUCGUCACUUCCAUCGGCACAAUUUGUCCUUCUUUGAUGUACGUCCGAAUCAUGUCGCCGAACUGCGAGCCGGGACGAUCUUGCUCCUCACGUAGAAGGUCGCCGGCCGAGAGGUGCUUGAAGCCGUAGUCGCGGACGAGGUUCGCACAUUGUGUUCCUUUGCCUGCACCUGGCCCGCCGAGGACGAAGAUCACGAGAGCUUCAUUGGGGCCGGUGCCGGGUGAGAAAAAAGGCUUGUCACGCUUCGGGAGGGCGUUGAGAGCCGGGAUGGCGGCUGCGUUCUCGGGAAUGACGGGCAUGGUUGGUUUAUUGUUCCGUGUCUCGACGUCUUCCUGGCCACUCUUGUUUGUCCGCUGGUGCCUUGUCGCCGGCUGUGUAUCGCUGAUGAGUCUGGCCUACUCUAGCUUUCGCGAGGAAGUAGAAGGAGCCGCUGCCGAGGAAGAAAAUGGCGACUAGAGGGAGGAGCGGGAGUGAUUGGCGGUUCGUUGGCCGGCGUGGUGGUGGCGGUGUAGGAGUGACGGGAGUCUUGGAUGGAUCAGAUCUGAGCUGGCUAGUGCGACUGAGUUGGCGGAUUGUUUGAGCACGUGAGAGGUUUUGGUACUGCGCG
This is a messenger RNA of Zymoseptoria tritici IPO323, 2804 nucleotides long. RefSeq lists its product as uncharacterized. Gene Ontology annotation, biological process: transmembrane transport. Gene Ontology annotation, molecular function: transmembrane transporter activity. Gene Ontology annotation, cellular component: membrane. The transcript is spliced from 5 exons. The record is from RefSeq and is a predicted model, not a curated record. Bases 271 to 1725 code for a protein of 484 amino acids. NCBI's taxonomy places the organism in Eukaryota, Fungi, Ascomycota, Dothideomycetes, Mycosphaerellales, Mycosphaerellaceae.